AGCUAUGGUUGGUCUGCCUGUCCAGCAGCAUCCAGCAGAUCUGGACUCCAUAUUUAAGCAUCUUGAAGAGAAAAUUUUCACUUUAGUGAAGAAUGAGCUGAAAAGGUUCCAAAGUGUUUUAAGCCAAGAUACACCAGAAGGAUUAAACAUACAGAGUGGGGAAGAGGAGAGAAGAAGCAAUACAGAGUCAGUGCUGAAGAUCACUCUGAACUUCCUGAGAGGAAUGAAACAGGAGGAGCUGGCUGACUGUCUGCAGAGCAGAACCAGGCCGUCACUGUAUCAGUGUAAACUCAAAUCAACCCUGAAGGAGAAGUUCCAGUGUGUGUUUGAGGGGAUCACCAAAGCAGGAAACCCGACCCUCCUGAAUGAGAUCUUCACACAGCUCUACAUCACAGAGGGAGGGACCGGAGAGGUCAAUGAUGAACAUGAGGUCAGACUGAUCGAAGCAGCAUCCAGGAAACCAGAAGGACUAGAGAUCAGACAUCAGGACAUCUUUAAACCCUUACCUGAGAGAGCUGGACCAAUCAGAACAGUGCUGACAAAGGGGGUCGCUGGCAUCGGGAAAACAGUCUUAACACAGAAGUUCACUCUGGACUGGGCUGAAGGCAAAACCAACCAGGACAUCCAGUUCACGUUCCCCUUCACUUUCAGAGAGCUGAAUUUGCUGAGAGAGAGAAAGUUCAGUUUGGUGGACCUGGUUCAUCGCUUCUUUACUCAGACCAGAGACGCAGGACUCUGCAGGUUUGAAGAGUUCCAGGUCCUCUUCAUCUUUGACGGUCUGGAUGAGUGUCGACUUCCUCUGGACUUCCAAAACAAUCAGAUCCUGACUGAUCCCACAGAGUCCACCUCAGUGGAUGUGCUCCUGACAAACCUCAUCAGGGGGAACCUGCUCCCCUCUGCUCGCCUCUGGAUCACCACAAGACCUGCAGCAGCCAAUCAGAUCCCUCCUGGGUGUGUUGGCAUGGUAACAGAGGUCAGAGGGUUCAAUGACCCUCAGAAGGAGGAGUACUUCAGGAAGAGAUUCAGAGACGAGGUGCAGGCCAGCAGAAUCAUCUCCAACAUCAAGACAUCCCGAAGCCUCCACAUCAUGUGCCACAUCCCGGUCUUCUGCUGGAUCACUGCUACAGUUCUGGAGGAUAUGCUGAAGACCAGAGAGGGAGGAGAGCUGCCCAGGACCCUGACUGAGAUGUACAUCCACUUCCUGGUGGUGCAGUCCAAGCUGAAGAACAUUAAGUAUGAUGGAGGAUCUGGGACUGAUCCACUCUGGAGUCCAGAGAGCAGGAAGAUGAUCCAGUCUCUGGGAAAACUGGCUUUUGAGCAUCUGCAGAAAGGGAACCUGAUCUUCUAUGAGUCCGACCUGACAGAGUCUGGCAUCAAGAUCAAGAAAGCCUCAGUGUACUCAGGAGUGUUCACACAGAUCUUCAGAGAGGAGAGAGGACUGUACCAGGACCAGGUGUUCUGCUUCAUCCACCUGAGUGUUCAGGAGUUUCUGGCUGCUCUUCAUGUCCAUCUGACCUUCACCAAGUCUGGAGUCAACCUGAUGUCAAAGAAAAAAUCAACCUCUGCUAAGCUUGGUAGAAACAAACAUUUCUACCGGAGUGCUGUGAACGAUGCCUUAAAGAGUCCCAAUGGACACCUGGACCUGUUCCUUCGCUUCCUCCUGGGUCUCUCACUGCAGACCAAUCAAGCUCUCCUUCAAGGUCUUGGGACACAUACAAGUCUGUCACUUGGCAAUCAGAAAACUGUCAAGUACAUCAAGAAGAGGACCAAUGAGAAUCUGUCUCCAGAGAGAAUCAUCAACCUGUUCCACUGUCUCAAUGAGCUGAAUGAUCGUUCUGUAGUGGAGAAGAUCCAAACGUAUCUAAAACCAGGAAGUCUCUCCACUGGUGACCUGUCUCCUGCUGAGUGGUCAGCUCUGGCCUUCAUCUUACUGUCAUCAGAGAAAGAUCUGGACGUGUUUGACCUGAAGAAAUACUCUGCUUCAGAGAGGGUUCUUCUGAGGCUGCUGCCUCUGGUCAAAGCCUCCAACAGAGCUCUGCUGAGCGGCUCUGAUCUCUCAAGGAGAAGCUGUAAAGCUCUUUCCUCAGUUCUCACCUCCCGGUCCUCCAAACUGAGAGAGCUGGACCUGAGCAACAAUGACCUGCAAGACUCAGGAGUGAAGCUACUUUCAGCUGGACUGGCGAGUGUACACUGUAGACUGGAAACCCUCAGAUUGUCGGGGUGUCUGAUCACAGGUGAAGGCUGUGCUUAUCUGGCCUCGGCCCUCAGAUCCAACCCCUCCCAUCUGAAAGAGUUGGACCUGCGCUACAACCAUCCGGGAGACUCAGGAGUCAUGGUGCUGUCUGCUGAUCCCCUCUUUAGAGUGGACAGUCUCAGGGUGGAUCCCUGUGGAGAGCAGUGGAUGAAACCUGGUCUGAGGAAAUAUGCUUGUGAACUCACAGUGGACACAAACACAGUUCACAGAAGGCUCAGACUGUCUGACAGCAACAGAUCAGUGACCCAUGUGGAGGAGGAGCAGCCGUACCCUGAUCACGCAGACAGGUUUGACUUCUGGUACCAGCUGCUGUGUAGAGACGGUCUGACCGGACGCUGUUUCUGGGAGGUGGAGUGGGAAGGAGACGUGGAUGUUUCAGUGAGUUACAGAGGAAUCAGAAGGAGAGGAGACACACCCGAGUGUAAAUAUGGAGCGAAUGAACAGUCCUGGAGUCUGAUCUGUUCUGAGGAGCACGGUUACUUCGUCUGUCAUGAUGACACCAGGAUAGUCCUCUCCACCUCAUCCUCCCCUGUCUCUCACAGAGUGGCGGUGUAUGUGGAUCAUCCUGCUGGUACUCUGUCCUUCUACAGUGUCUCCUCCAGAGCACUGAUCCACCUCCACACCUUCAGCACCACCUUCACUGAGCCUCUCUAUGCCGGGUUUAAGUUACUGCCUCGUGCCUCAGUGUCUCUGAGCUCACUGUAAACAGGACUCAGG
This is a messenger RNA of Notolabrus celidotus (New Zealand spotty), 2971 nucleotides long. RefSeq names its product NLR family CARD domain-containing protein 3-like. The transcript has 7 exons. The coding region runs from base 5 to 2959 and encodes 984 amino acids. The record is from RefSeq and is a predicted model, not a curated record. Gene Ontology annotation, molecular function: protein binding. Lineage: Eukaryota; Metazoa; Chordata; Actinopteri; Labriformes; Labridae.